This is a messenger RNA of Sphenostylis stenocarpa, 1434 nucleotides long. The record is from the annotation of a GenBank genome assembly. Lineage: Eukaryota; Viridiplantae; Streptophyta; Magnoliopsida; Fabales; Fabaceae.
AUGCACCUGAGCGAGAACGAAGGGAUAGAGGGGAAGGCCUUCGUGGUGACGGGUGGACUCGGAUUCGUAGGGUCUGCUCUCUGCUUGGAGCUCAUUCGAAGGGGUGCCAGAGAGGUGCGAGCCUUUGACCUCCGCCGCUCCUCUCCUUCGUCCGCUGCUCUUCAGGAUAAGGGCGUCCGCUGUAUCCAAGGGGAUGUUGGCCGCAAAGAAGACGUGGAAAGGGCCCUCCGUGGUGCCGACUGUGUAUUCCACCUUGCGGCCUUUGGGAUGUCAGGUAAAGAGAUGCUCCAGUUCGGUCGUGUGGAUGAAGUCAACAUAAAUGGGACAUGCAAUGUGCUCGACGCAUGUCUCGACCUCGGCGUAAAAAGGCUUGUCUACUGUAGCACUUACAACGUUAUCUUCGGUGGUCAACAGAUCAUCAACGGGAAUGAGACAUUGCCUUAUUUCCCAAUCGAUCAACAUGUUGAUCCGUAUGGCCGUAGUAAAUCAAUUGCUGAGCAGUUGGUUCUGAAGAACAAUGGCCGCACUCUCAAGAACCACUCCGGAAAUCUUUACACUUGUGCUGUUCGUCCAGCUGCAAUCUAUGGACCGGCCGAAGACAGGCACCUUCCUAGGAUCGUAACCAUGGCAAAGUUGGGUCUACUUUUGUUCAGAAUUGGCGGCCAAACUGUAAAAUCAGAUUGGCUUUAUGUGGAUAACCUUGUCCUUAGUCUUAUAUUGGCCAGUAUGGGACUUUUGGAUGACACUCCUAGCAAGGGAAAACGCCCUGUAGCUGCUGGCCAGGCCUACUUUAUAUCUGAUGGUUCACCGGUCAAUUCUUUUGAAUUCCUACAGCCUCUACUUAGGAGUUUGGAUUAUGAACUACCAAAGACUUCCCUACCUCUCGAUCGGGCUCUUUUUCUUGGGAGGAUUUGCUGGGCUGUUUAUACCUUCCUAUAUCCAUGGCUCAAUCGGUGGUGGCUUCCACAGCCAUUCAUACUUCCGUCUGAAGUACUCAAGGUUGGGGUCACCCAUUAUUUCUCUUAUCUUAAAGCUAAAGAGGAGAUUGGUUAUGUUCCCAUGGUGACCCCGCGAGAGGGGAUGGCUUUGACCAUAUCUUACUGGCAACAGAGGAAAAGGGCGACUCUGGAUGGACCCACGAUCUACGCGUGGUUGUUCUGUGUCAUCGGAAUGAUCUCACUCUUUUGCGGUGCUUUCUUGCCUGACAUAGGGAUCGUGCCCCUUCUCAGAGCUAUUUGUCUAUUUGUGUUUCGAUCAAUAUGGGUGGCAAGGGUGGUGUUUCUUCUGGCUACAACUGUACAUAUUGCUGAGGCCAUUUAUGCUUGGUGCCUGGCUCAAAGGGUAGAUCCUGCCAAUGCAAGAGGAUGGUUUUGGCAAACUUUUGCUCUUGGGAUGUUUUCCUUGCGCUUCCUAUUGAAAAGAGCAAGGAAAUAA